ACAUUAUCAUCUUAUUUUUCAGGGAUUAGCAUAGAAGAAAAUUCUGUACUUCAAGCAUUUGCAGGUGAUCAUGUAGGACUUUCUCUUUUGGGAGCAGAUAUGAAUAAAAUAACAAUUGGAAGUAUUGCUUGUGAUCCAAAUAAUCCAAUUCAAGUAACAACUAGAUUUCAAGCUCGAAUUGUGGUUUUUGGAAUAGAAAUUCCAAUCACUAAAGGGUUUCCUGUCAUUCUUCAUUAUCAAAGCAUGAGUGAACAAGCAGUUGUGAAAAAACUGAUUUCUCAGUUACAUAAAAGCACAGGCCAAGUUGUGAAAAAGAAACCAAGAUGUUUAACAAAAAACAGUAGUGCUAUAAUUGAAUUAGAGGUAAAUCGGCCAGUCUGUUUAGAAUUAUAUAAGGAUCUACGAGAAUUGGGAAGAUUUAUGUUAAGAUGUGGAGGAACUACAAUCGCAGCUGGUGUUGUAACUGAUAUUCUCUAAUAAAGAAAUUUCAGUGAAAUGAAAAUCUGUGAAAUAUGCAAAUAUUAUUCACCUGUAUUGUUGGAAUAAAUUGAACUGUAUUGAAAAAUUAUUAGUUCAAAAUUGUAUACACACAAAAAUAUCUACCUAAAAUCAUAUCUCAAAAUGUAAAUCCAUAUCAAAUUUAAAUUAAAAGUUUUAGAUGUCAAAAUUUUUAAAUUUAUUAUCAUAUAAAUUGUCUUUUGCAGUAUUUUAGAUAAAAAGCCCAAUUUAUUUUUUCAAAUCUAAAUACCUGUAUCAGUAAUCUUUUAAUUCAAGUGAAAGUGCUUAUAAAUU
Centruroides sculpturatus (bark scorpion) is the source of this 792-nucleotide messenger RNA. Its product is annotated as HBS1-like protein. The record is from RefSeq and is a predicted model, not a curated record. Gene Ontology annotation, molecular function: GTPase activity. Gene Ontology annotation, biological process: translation. The annotation marks the transcript as partial. The transcript is spliced from 3 exons. NCBI's taxonomy places the organism in Eukaryota, Metazoa, Arthropoda, Arachnida, Scorpiones, Buthidae.